Populus trichocarpa (black cottonwood) is the source of this 1211-nucleotide messenger RNA. RefSeq lists its product as uncharacterized. The transcript has 2 exons. Lineage: Eukaryota; Viridiplantae; Streptophyta; Magnoliopsida; Malpighiales; Salicaceae. Bases 156 to 893 code for a protein of 245 amino acids. The record is from RefSeq and is a predicted model, not a curated record.
CACACACACACACACACACACACACACACACAACAAAUUAGUGACCAUAAUUUUCCAAGUAUCUCCCCCCACGUCAAAGGAAACAUGCGUACCUGUUUCAUGCUUGUAGCAGGCUAUUAUUUUCUCCAAUAAACACCAUCAGGGUAAAUCAAGAAAUGGCAAUUGAACUCUGUCCAGAAAGUUCCGCUGGUGUUAGUCCAAGAAUUUCGUUUUCUCAUGAUCUUUGCGUACCGGAUAUUGUUCCUUUUGAACAACGCCUCCCUCUUCGAUCAGGUUCAUUAGGUAACAUUGAUUUCGACUUCUGCGCCGUCCGAAAGAGUUUCGACUCAUCGUCAGCAGACGAGCUUUUCUCUGAUGGAAAAAUUCUUCCCACUGAAAUCAAGAAAAAGACUGCUUCUGCUAAACAAAUGGAUUCGUCUGUGCCCUCAAGACAAGUCCUACAAGAUGAUGUUUCGUGCAAUGAUAGUCUGAAGAAAGACCGCUUGAAAGAAAUGAAGAGUUCGAGUAAUUAUGAAGCAGAAGAUCAAAAGCAAAGUUCAAAAUCUUUUUGGAGUUUCAAGAGGAGUAGUAGCUUGAAUUGUGCCAGUGGUUAUGGAAAAAGUUUGUGUCAUUUGCCACUCUUAUCGCGAAGCUACUCUGCUGGUUCAACACCAAGAAGUAAGCGAGCCCCAUUAACGAAAGACACUAACCAUAAGCAGAAUAAACAAGCAUUUUUCAAGUCAUCACAAUCGUCGUCUACGAAGAAUUACCAGAAGCCUCCGUUGAAGAAGAACUAUGGACCUUAUGGAAAUGGUGUUCGUGUCAGUCCAGUUCUGAAUGUUCCAUCAGGGAAUCUAUUUGGUUUAGGUUCAAUCUUCUUCAAUGGAAAAGAUAAGAAGAACAUGAAGAAGUGACUUACCAAAUAUGUGCUUUAAUUAAAAACUACUUUCAGCCUAAAUUUGAAUGCUGUUUUAUUGGUGGCUUGAUGUUUUUUCUUUUCUUUACUUAAAUAUUUUUGUUUACAUGAUUUACCAUUUGAAAAGAUUGCCAUGAAGACAAAGAGAUUGAAAGGUGGAGGGGGUUGAGGGGCCGAAAGAUGAUAAAAUUCAAGGCACAUGGUUCUGGAGCACAAAAUGACAGGUAACCAUCGCUUUUUGUAUUUGCUCACACAUGCUGUAAAUAAUUUGAUUUUUGGUUUCUUCUUUCAUUUUAUACAAGAAGAGAUUAUUUAA